Messenger RNA from Corvus hawaiiensis (hawaiian crow), 1943 nucleotides. RefSeq names its product arginine/serine-rich protein 1-like. The record is from RefSeq and is a predicted model, not a curated record. The transcript has a single exon. The coding region runs from base 612 to 1925 and encodes 437 amino acids. Lineage: Eukaryota; Metazoa; Chordata; Aves; Passeriformes; Corvidae.
AAUCCCCCAAAAUCCCAUCCUGACAUAACCCGGCGGAUCCAAAGCCAACGGGACAACUCCCGCUGACUUCCCGACCUGUCCCGUGGGAUGUCCCGAGGGAGGUGGGGAUGGAUCUGCUCUCCCGGAUCCUGGAACAUCGGUCCUGGAGAGAAAAAUGUCAUCGCCCACCCGGCUCCAGGAGGAUCCGGGCUGAUAUUCCCGGAUUCCAGCAUCUCCCAGGCAGGCUGGAGCAGGAGUUGGGCACCCCACUCCCAAACUGAUCCUCCCAAGGCACCAGAGCUGGAAUUGCUGCUGGAUCCCCCCAGCAGAUCCCGGGAACUCCGAGGCUUUUCCAGGAUGUUUCUUCCAAUGUCAGUAACGCCGAGGUUUUUUCCCCCCCUUCUUAAUUCCACUGGUUUCGGGAGGAAUUCCAUUGGAAGCCACCAGAGGACAUUCCCACCCUGAGGAAGACUCAGCUCCAGCUGUUUCUGGUUUUAAGGGAUCCCUGGGAAUGCUGGCUCUGCUUCCGAGGGCAGAGGUGGUGCAGGAUCCCACCGGGAACGACUCUGUGCCCCCGGAGGUGAUGGGAUCCAUCCCGCCGGGAGCUCCGAUCCGCUCGGAUCCCGGAGGUGAUGGAGCUCCAGGGCCAAGCUGAGGGCCGGAUCCAGGUUUGGAUUCAUAUCCAGAUCAAGGUCCAGGUUCAGGUCCAGCACAAGGCCAGGUCCAGACCUAAGUCCAGGUCAAGGUCCAGAUCCAGGUCCAGACCCAGAUGUGGGUCCAGGUCCAAGACCAGAUCCAGGUUUGGAUCCAUAUCCAGGUCAAACUCCAGGUCCAGAUCUAAAUCCAGAUCCAAGUCCAGGUCAAGGUCCAGGUCCAAGACCAGGACUAGGUCCGGGUCCAGGUCAAGCUCCAGCUCCAGAUCUGGAUCCAGGUCAAAGUCCAGGUCUAUGUCAAGGUCAAGAUCUGGAUCCAGAUCCAGCUCAAGCUCCAGCUCUAGAUCUGGAUCCAGAACCAGGCCCAGAACCAGAUCGGGAUUCAGAUCCAGGUCCAGGUCAAGGUCCAGAACCAGAUGCAGAUUCAGGUCCAGAUCCAGAACUGGAUCCAGGUCCGGAUCCAAGUCCAGAUCCAGACCCAAAGCCAGGUCCAAGUUGAGGUCCAGGAUCAGGACCAGAUCCACGUCCAGGAUCGGGUUCAGAUCCAGGUCCAAGUCCAGGUCCAGACCCAUUCCUGUUAUCCCCUGCUCCAAACCCACCCCAUCGGACUCUGGAUGGCAGAGGCAGGUCCAGAUCCAGGACCAGAUCCAGGUCCAGGUCCAGGAGCAGAUCCAGAUCCAAAUCCAUCCCUGGUAUCCCCUGCUCCAAGGACUCUGGGGCACCCUGCCCCUGCUGGGAUUGCUUUGGGCUCAAACCCUUGGAUUUUGGGAUCGCUCCUUCCCAGGCCCAGCCAAGCGAGGCAGAGCCAGCCUGGAAAUCCGAUCUCCCUUGGACAGCCCCUCCAGCUGCCUGAGCUCCUCAUCCUUCCCAGCUGGAAUUUCUGGCGCUGAUGGAUUCGUGGCUGUUUUUCUUGGGUGUGACAGCCCUCGGAGUUACUUUGGCUCUUUUCCUCGCUUUUCCUUUUUUUUCCCCAUUUUUUUCCUCGUUCAGACAGAAAAACAAAACAAUCCCGGGAGGGUUCACCUUCAGGAGGAGCUGUGGGAAGAGCCACGGUUUUUAGGUCUUUUCCUGGAGUUUUUCGGGAUGUGGGCGCGACCCUUCGGAGCUGAGAAGGUCGGGUUCAGGUGUAUCCCCGGAAAAUCCCACGGAAAAUCUGCCCCCCUGCCCCUGCUCCACAGAAAUCCAGGUCCUGAGCCCUCCUCGGGAUGGACACGGCAAGGAAAGAUUGGAGCUCAGGAUAAUCCCCACCGGAGCUGGGGCUGGAAUUGCUCCUGGCAGCUUUUUUCCUCCUAAACCAGAGGAAAAUCGGGA